This is a messenger RNA of Drosophila mauritiana, 1155 nucleotides long. It is a transcript of the gene Or33c, whose product is annotated as odorant receptor 33c. Gene Ontology annotation, biological process: sensory perception of smell; detection of chemical stimulus involved in sensory perception of smell. Lineage: Eukaryota; Metazoa; Arthropoda; Insecta; Diptera; Drosophilidae. The record is from RefSeq and is a predicted model, not a curated record. The transcript is spliced from 2 exons. Gene Ontology annotation, molecular function: odorant binding; olfactory receptor activity. Gene Ontology annotation, cellular component: plasma membrane. Bases 1 to 1155 code for a protein of 384 amino acids.
AUGUUCAUUAUCGACAGUCUUAGUUUUUAUCGUCCUUUUUGGAUCUGCAUGCGAUUGCUGGUACCGACUUUCUUCAAGGAUUCCUCGCGUCCUGUCCAGCUGUAUGUGGUGUUGCUGCACAUCCUGGUCACCUUGUGGUUUCCACUGCACCUGCUGCUGCAUCUUCUGCUACUUCCAUCUACGGCUGACUUCUUCAAGAACCUGACCAUGUCUCUGACUUGUGUGGCCUGCAGUUUGAAGCACGUGGCCCACUUGUACCACUUGCCGCAGAUUGUGGAAAUCGAAUCACUGAUCGAGCAGUUAGACACAUUUAUUGCCAGCGAACAGGAGCAUCGCUACUAUCAGGAUCAUGUGCAUUGCCAUGCUAGACGCUUUACAAGAUGUCUCUAUAUCAGCUUUGGCAUGGUCUAUGCGGUUUUCCUGUUCGGCGUCUUCGUUCAGGUGAUUAGCGGAAAAUGGGAACUUCUCUAUCCAGCCUAUUUCCCAUUCGACUUGGAGAGCAAUCGCCUUCUCGGCGCAGUGGCCUUGGGUUAUCAGGUAUUCAGCAUGUUAGUUGAAGGCUUCCAGGCGCUGGGAAACGAUACCUACACCCCGCUGACAUUAUGCCUUCUGGCCGGACAUAUCCAUUUGUGGUCCAUACGCAUGGGUCAACUGGGAUACUUCGAGGAGGAGGCGGCGACGAAUCAUCAGCGUUUGCUGGAGUACAUUGAGCAGCAUAAACUCUUGGUGCGAUUCCACAACCUGGUGAGCCGGACCAUCAGCGAAGUGCAACUGGUGCAGCUGGGCGGAUGUGGAGCCACUCUGUGCAUCAUUGUCUCCUAUAUGCUCUUCUUUGUGGGCGACACCAUCUCGCUGGUCUACUACUUGGUUUUCUUCGGAGUGGUCUGCGUGCAGCUCUUUCCCAGCUGCUAUUUUGCCAGCGAAGUGGCCGAGGAGGUGGAACGGCUGCCAUAUGCGAUCUUCUCCAGCAGAUGGUACGAUCAAUCGCGGGAUCAUCGAUUCGAUUUGCUUAUCUUUACACAAUUAACACUGGGAAACCGGGGGUGGGUCAUCAAGGCAGGAGGUCUCAUCGAGCUGAAUUUGAAUGCCUUUUUCGCCACCCUGAAGAUGGCCUAUUCCCUCUUUGCCGUUGUGGUGCGGGCAAAGGGUAUAUAG